Numida meleagris (helmeted guineafowl) is the source of this 1446-nucleotide messenger RNA. Its product is annotated as keratin-associated protein 10-5-like. The annotation marks the transcript as partial. Lineage: Eukaryota; Metazoa; Chordata; Aves; Galliformes; Numididae. The record is from RefSeq and is a predicted model, not a curated record. The transcript has 2 exons.
CUGUUGUCACCGCCUGUGUCAUCCCCCCCCAGUCCCCCUGUUGUCACCACCUGUUGUCAUUGUCACCGCCUGUGUCAUCCCCCCCAGUCUCCCUGUUGUCACCCCGUUGUCACCCCCUGUUGUCACCGCCUGUUGUCACUGCCUGUGUCAUCCCCCCCAGUCCCAUUGUUGUUAUUGCCUGUUGUCACUGCCUGUGUUGUCCCCUGUUGUCACCGCCUGUUGUCACCGCCUGUUGUCACCGCCUGUUGUCAUCGCCUGUGUCAUCCCCUGCACCCCCCCUGUUGUCACCACCUGUUGUCACCGCCUGUGUCAUCCCCCGCGGUCCCCUUGUUGUCACUGCCUGUUGUCACCACCUGUGUCAUCCCCCAUGGUCCCAUUGUUGGCACCGCCUGUGUCGUCCCCCCCAGUCCCAUUGUUGUCACCACCUGUGUCAUCCCCCAUGGUCCCAUUGUUGUCACCGCCUGGUGUCACCGCCUGUGUCGUCCCCCCCAGUCCCAUUGUUGUCAUCCCCUGCAGUCCCAUUGUUGUCACUGCCUGUUGGCACCGCCUGUGUCGUCCCCCGCGGUCCCCUUGUUGUCACCGCCUGUUGUCACCACCUGUGUCAUCCCCCAUGGUCCCCUUGUUGGCACCGCCUGUUGUCACUGCCUGUGUCGCCCCCUGUUGUCACCGCCUGUGUCGUCCCCCCCAGUCCCAUUGUUGUCACCGCCUGUUGUCACCACCUGUUGUCAUCGCCUGUGUCGUCCCCCAUGGUCCCAUUGUUGACACCGCCUGUGUCAUCCCCUGCAGUCCCAUUGUUGUCACUGCCUGUGUCGUCCCCCCCAGUCCCAUUGUUGUCACCGCCUGUUGUCACCGCCUGUGUCGUCCCCCAUGGUCCCAUUGUUGUCACCCCCUGUUGUCACCGCCUGUUGUCACCACCUGUGUCAUCCCCUGCAGUCCCAUUGUUGUCACCGCCUGUUGUCACCACCAGUGUCAUCCCCCACGGUCCCCUUGUUGUCACUGCCUGUCAUCGCUGCCUGUUGUCACCGCCUGUGUCGUCCCCUGCAGUCCCAUUGUUGUCACCGCCUGUUGUCACCGCCUGUGUCAUCCCCCCCAGUCCCCCUGUUGUCAUUGCCUGUUGUCACCGCCUGUUGUCACCGCUUGUGUCAUCCCCUGCAGCCCCCCUUGUCACCGCCUGUGUCACCGCGUUGUCACCAUGGCUCCCAUUGUCACGUCCGCAUUGUCAGCUUGUGUCUGUUGUCACCGCCUCCCCAUUGUCACCACGUCCCCAUUGUCCACGUGUCCCCUUUUGUCACCACGUCCCCUUUGUCACCACAUCCCCACUGUCACCAUGUCACCGUCAUCACCAUUGUCACGUCUCCAUUGUCCACGUGUCCCCAUCGUCCCCUGUGUCACCACGUCCCCAUUGUUCAUGUGUCCCCACUGUCCCCAUAUCCUCAUUGUCACCAC